Messenger RNA from Lytechinus variegatus (green sea urchin), 1343 nucleotides. RefSeq names its product carboxypeptidase B-like. Lineage: Eukaryota; Metazoa; Echinodermata; Echinoidea; Temnopleuroida; Toxopneustidae. Bases 6 to 1319 code for a protein of 437 amino acids. The transcript has 11 exons. The record is from RefSeq and is a predicted model, not a curated record. Gene Ontology annotation, biological process: proteolysis. Gene Ontology annotation, molecular function: zinc ion binding; metallocarboxypeptidase activity.
UAGCAAUGUUUGAUGCUUUUUAUUUCUCGACACAUCACACAUCCAGAAUGAAGGUCAGUUUUGUUCUGUUAGUGGUCAUCUUGACCGUUUGCUCAGCUCUACCGGUCAGCCGUAAAGUUCGCUAUGACAACUACAAGGUAUUUCGCAUUACUCCUCGGACCCAAGAUGAAUUAAAAUGGAUACAAGGUGUGGCCGACAGAUGGGAAACGCUUGAUUUCUGGAAGCGCCCAACGAAAGUUGGACGACCUGUCGAUGUCAUGGUUUCCCCUGCCCAUCAACUGAACUUCGUUAGCUCAGCCAGCCGUCCUGGACUAGAGAUCACAACUUGGAUCUCUAACGUCCAAGAUAUGAUUGACCGAGAGGCCGCUGAGAUGAUCAAUUCUAAGAACGACUUUAAUGCUGCCAACUUCGAUUACAACCAAUACCACACUUAUGAAGAGAUCUUUGCCUGGAUGAAUGACUUCUCUUCCUCUCAUCCUGAUGUCAGUAUGGUUAAGGUCACAACCACGUACGAGGGGGAAGCAGUCUACGGACUCAGGAUCGCCAAGUCACCGUCCGCCACGAACGUAGCCUACAUCCAGGGAGGUAUCCAUGCCAGAGAAUGGGUUAGCCCAGCUACAGUCAUUAAUCUCAUCAAUAUGUUCGUUUUAAACUACGGCAGUGAUGAUACUGUUACCAGCAUGUUAGAUAACUUCGUUUGGAUCAUCGUUCCAGUAUAUAACAUCGAUGGAUAUAAGUUCAGCCAUACUGAUGAUCGUAUGUGGCGCAAGAACCGCAACCCUAACACAGGAGGAUGCGCUGGAGUCGAUCUCAACCGUAAUUAUGACUACGAAUGGGGAGGUGCUAGUCGACAGAGGUGUGCCCAGGACUACCAAGGAACAGAACCGCUGAGUGAACCCGAAAACAUUGGCUCCAAGGCUUUCCUUCAGAGCUUUGGCUCAGACCUCAAGCUUUUCAUUGAUUUCCAUGCCUACGGUCAGUACUGGCUCUACCCUUGGGGCUACACUCGAAGGAACGUCGCUCAUCCAGACAAAGACGAACAGAAAGCACUCGCCACUAAAGUAGAGAAUUCAAUUAGCUCAGUUCAUGGCAAAGAUUAUUUUGUUGGAGAAUCAGGACCUGAUAUGUACCCCGCAACGGGUGGAAGCGAGGACUUUGGCUACGGAUCCCUAGGCGUGAAGUACACCUAUGUGGUGGAGCUUCGUGAUGAGGGUACGUUCGGAUUCCAGCUUCCAGCUUGGCAGAUCCAGCCAACCGCUGAGGAGAUCUACGCUGGUAUGAAGACACUCGGUCAGCAGCUCGUCGCCGAGUACGCAUAGAGACAAACGCAAAUGAACAAAACC